This is a messenger RNA of Ctenopharyngodon idella (grass carp), 5471 nucleotides long. RefSeq names its product mbt domain containing 1 (gene mbtd1). Gene Ontology annotation, biological process: regulation of DNA-templated transcription. The record is from RefSeq and is a predicted model, not a curated record. Gene Ontology annotation, cellular component: nucleus. NCBI's taxonomy places the organism in Eukaryota, Metazoa, Chordata, Actinopteri, Cypriniformes, Xenocyprididae. Gene Ontology annotation, molecular function: zinc ion binding.
UAGAUCCACGCGCACGCGCACUCGAGCCAUGACAAUUGUUGAUAAUCAACUGGAGUUAUUUUUUGCUUUAGAGUAAAAUAAUUUCAAGCCAGGCCCUUUCCCUCCGGGGGGCUCUCGGACCAUACCACAACGAACUUAAGAUACCGACUUGUAUGAAGGGCUAAUGGAAAACCCAAGGGAUAUGGCUGAGCACACUCCGCGCUCAGAGCGGAAGAGGAGAGAUUCGUUCGGGAUGUUUGACGGGUAUGACAGCUGCAGUGAAGACAGCAGUAGCAGCUCCAGCUCAGAGGACAGUGAGGAUGAAGUCCCCAGCAUCCCCGCCAGCCUGCCUAUCAUCAAAAACAACGGCCAGGUCUACACCUAUCCUGAUGGAAAAGCUGGAAUGGCAACCUGUGAGAUGUGUGGUAUGGUUGGUGUACGAGAUGCUUUCUACUCUAAAACAAAGAGAUUCUGCAGUGUAUCCUGCUCCAGAAGCUAUUCCUCCAAUUCUAAAAAGGCCAGUAUACUGGCAAGACUUCAGGGUAAACCACCAACAAAAAAGGCUAAAGUCUUACAAAAACAGCCAUUAAUGGCAAAGUUGGCAGCUUACGCACAGUAUCAAGCAAAUCAACAGAACCAAGCUAAAUCAAAAUCAGUGGUUCCUGUUGAAGGCUUUGACUGGGGCCGGUACAUUUGUAGCAAUAAUCUAGUUGGGGCACCAGUCAGCUGUUUCAAACAUGUGCCCAUGGGUAUGUGCUGGGGUGACAUAGCAGAGGGGGUGAGGGUGGAGGUCCUCAAUUCUGACACAAACCUCUCCACAAAAGUUUACUGGGUAGCAGGGAUUGUCAAACUGGCAGGUUUUAAAGCUCUUCUGCGCUAUGAGGGUUUUGAUAAUGACUCAAGCAGAGACUUCUGGUGUAAUCUGUGUAUCCCAGAAGUCCACCCUGUUGGAUGGUGUGCCUCUAGUGGAAAGCCACUGGUGCCUCCUAAAUCCAUCCAGCAUAAGUAUUCUAACUGGAAAGCGUUUCUUGUGAAACGACUCACUGGAGCCAAAACUCUUCCACCGGAUUUUGCCACAAAGGUUCAUGAGAACAUGCAGUACCCAUUUAAGAAACUGAUGCGUGUGGAAGUUGUGGAUAAGACCCACCUGUGUCGUACUCGCGUGGCCUUGGUGGAACAGGUGAUCGGCGGGCGUCUACGUCUGGUGUAUGAGGAGAGCCAGGACGGCACUGACGACUUCUGGUGUCACAUGUUCAGCCCACUCAUCCACUCCAUUGGCUGGUCACGAAGCAUUGGGCAUCGCUUUAAAAGAUCCGAGGUGAUGAAGAAAAUGGAGGGUCAGAUGGAUGCUCCCUCACAGUUGUUUCUUAAGGUUAAGGACGUGGAUCAGAGUGGGGAAUGGUUUAAAGAUGGAAUGAAGUUGGAGGCAAUAGACCCUCUAAAUCUCUCUGCUAUAUGUGUUGCUACUGUAAGAAAGGUGUUGGCAGACGGGUACCUAAUGAUCGGGAUUGAUGGUUCUGAGGCUGCUGAUGGGUCAGACUGGUUCUGCUACCACUCAACCUCUCCCUCCAUCUUCCCAGUCGGCUUCUGUGAAAUCAACAACAUUGAGCUCACACCCCCAAGAGGGUACACCAAACUCCCUUUUAAAUGGUUUGACUACCUCAGAGAAACGGGUUCAAUUGCAGCCCCUGUGAAGCUCUUUAACAAAGAUGUACCGAAUCACGGUUUCCGUACAGGGAUGAAGCUGGAGGCAGUGGAUCUGAUGGAGCCACGUCUGGUGUGUGUCGCCACAGUGACCAGGAUUGUACACAGACUCCUGCGUAUUCAUUUUGAUGGCUGGGAGGAUGAGUACGAUCAGUGGGUGGACUGUGAGUCUCCAGAUCUCUACCCUGUAGGCUGGUGCCAACUGACUGGCUAUCAGCUGCAGCCGCCUGCCGCACAGACCACAAGAGAAGCACCACCAAAUGUCUCAAAACAGAAAAAGAAGACGGCACAGUAUAAAGGACAAAAGAAAAAGAGGAAGAUUCCAGUUGGGAGGAGGCCGAUCGGUUUGGGUGGGCCUCUGAGGAGGAGGAGCUUCUCGGGUGAUGAAGAGCAGACUCCGCCCCAUUACCUGUCCCACUUCUCUGGGUCCGGGCGACCUCCCACCUCAGGUGUAGAGCAUGAUCGCUCUCUCAACUCAGAGGCCUCGCUGCAGUUAAAAGAAGAGACUCCCGAGAUCGAUGAGUUCACCUUCUCGCAGGGCAUCUCAGACCAGGAGAGCAACGGCUCCGGCAGUUACUACAUCCGACAGGAGCCCUGAGCAGCAUCAGCCAUCACAGAGUCUCACCUCACUGCCAACAGCACUGGAAAAAUCCCACUCUGAGCGAUGCACACGAGGCCUGGAAGAAAAGAACAGUGACUUUCUCUCACACCAGGUCUCUCUCUUUUCAUUUUUUGUUCCUUUUCAGGUUUGAACAGCUUGAAGAAAGGACUUCUCAGUCUUUGAUCCUAGAGAGAAGGGUGUGUAUAAAUGGUGGAUUUUGUUUGAAUUGGGGAUACUGUUGUUUGUCCUGAUGUUUUGUUUAAACAGUUUGCCCGAUGGACUUUUUCUCCUCAGUGUUCAUUGUACUUGAAGUUUUCUUCCCUUUUUUUUCUGUCUUUAUUUCCCCUUUUUGGUGAAAAGAAAAAAAAAGUUUUUUUGGGAGGGGAGGGGAGGGGAGGGGAGGGGGGGGGGUAAGAUUUCAGUACCUUGUGUGUUUCUUGCGCUGUUUCAUUUGUUUUGGGUGGGUGUGCAUUUGGUAAGAGUAGUAAAAAUCUAUAUUGAGACAGUAUAUUCAUAUAUGUAUGACAUUCAUAUUAAACACACAUAUAUAAAUAUUUAAACGUAUACAUAUAGUAGUUGAUUGAGGGAUGAUGGUAUUGAAAUCAAACCUUACUGGUAUGAAGAGUAGACUAAUGGAAAACACUCACAAUUUGCACUACAGGGAUUUUAAAAAAAAAAGAAAAAAAGAUGCAUUGGCCUGUAAAACGAUAGUAAAAACCUGCAGCUUUAUUGUAUUAUGUGAUUAUACUAUAAUUAUAGAAGUGGGAUGUGCUCAAGUCAAAGUGAAGAUUAUGAUAUGCAAAAAAAAAAAAAAAAAAAUGAAGUUAUUAUUCGACAUUUGACGCCAAUGUUUAUGGAUAUGUUUUUGAUUUCGUUCUCAAGAGCCAUUUUUAUACGGGAGGUCGAGGUAUUUUUUGAGCCGUAGAAUAAAACGUAAGCAAUCACUGCUACCUGAACACUACCUUAAUGUCAUCUUUGAUGUUGACGGCACAACAGAGGAUUCUUCUGGAAGACUUUUGCGAGUCACUGAACAAUACAGCGCCAGCCUCUCUGCUCGUACAUCAGCAAGGAAUCGCAUCACAUCCCAUGCAUUUUCCAUAACUCACAGCAUUCAUUCCAGAAUAUAAACAUUUUUACUACCUCUAAAAGAAAGUGUGAUUUUGAAAUACACAGGAUGAAGAUUCAUGUGGUUCUUCAGCCUCGCUAAGGUUGCAAUAGGGUAGUUUUCAUGCUCCAUUUAAAAGGGUAUAUUCAUUAUAUUUUAUGCAAAAGGCAAAUAUCCACACUUGGACACAUGGCUUAUUUCACUUUAAAAGUCUACACAUCAUUUAUAUUUGUAUCAUAGCAUGUUAUUGACAGAGUUCUUGAAAUAGAAAAGAAUGUUAUGCAAUAAUAAUGUCCGUGUUGUUUUAUGAUGUCUUACUCUGAAAACAAAAAUUACAGCUCAUAAAUAUAUAAACUAGAUACAUUCUAUAGACUUAAAAUGAAAUAUUCUUACAAUAUAUUGCAAAACUGUGACAAUUUUCUAAGAGCUAGACUUGAGCUUUCCCUGUUACAGAUCAUUCUGAGUGUAAAUAACCUUUAUAACAUCCUAUAGAAUCAACCGAUAUUACAUUUGCAUAGUGGUUUAUCUUAGUAUAACUGUAAGCUCUAUUCAAUACCAGUAAGGUUGUUGGUGAACUCUCAGGAAAUGUAUCUCAUUGACUUCUGCUUUAUUUGAAGGUUUGUGGCUAAGCGCUUCUAAGAUCAUCCAAUUCGACUUACGGAACCACCAUUUUGUUCGUUUGCGAUUAUUUUAAGCUCCUGAAAAAUGUGACCACGUCAUUGUUUUUCUUUGGUUCAUCUUUGCUUGCAUUCAUCAAAUGCUGACUAUAUAGUCACCCACAUGUUGUAGUUAGAUCCAUGUUAAAUUAUGGUUCAUUGUAAAAAGAUCCAAUGUAUUUUUUUUUUUAACAGCUGUUGUUUUUCUCUUUUGUAAUGUACUUUUCUUCCUUCAUAAGUUUUAGCAGAUGUUUGUAUUGAAUCAUUACGAAUUGGUUGAUUUUUGUUUUUUAUUGUUACUUUUUUGGGGUUUCUUCAGUAGCUGUUGUGUUGUAUGCAUGUCUAGUUUUACAAAUGUAAGGCACUGUCAUGUAUUUAAUUUGUAAAUGUCAAACUGGGACUUUGUGGCCACAUUUUAUAUCAGCUGCAGCAAACCACAUCAAUGUUGUCAUGUUCAUACAUGAUCAUUUUUUUUUUUUUUUUUUUAAUUUUUUCCAAUGUAAUUUUUUUCCCUCAUAAACCCCAUCCAUUGCAUCAGGAUUUAGGUACACACUGGUUAUGAUCAUACAUGUCAGCUAAAUUUAAUCUUUUUUUAUUUUUUUUAUAAAUAUAAGACCAAAAUUUCAAUCAUUUUUGCAAUUAAAAUAUGACUGUUGAGGCAAAUUUAGCUGCUACCCUCAAAUGAAUUUAAAUCCAAACGCACAACUUCACCUUUAAGUAAACACUCUCUCGUCAGCAGAAUUGAUGCCUUAUCCUCUGUGUUGUGUUUUUCCACAUAAGUAAAUCUAUUGAGUCAAAAAUAGAGAAGCAGAAUACGAAAUAUAAAGAAAAAUAUGUUGUUCAGUAGAGUGAUUAUCAGUGCAUGCAGCAAUGUGAGAAUCUUAUGAGGGCCAGUGUUGUUCUGGUCUCGAUACUAACACGGGUUUUUGUGAUGUUCCCUCUGUCCUCAGUAAUCACAUCAUGGUGCUAUAUAUAUAUAUUUGAUAACUCAUUCAUUAGGUCUAUUAAAGGAGAAUUAAGUCUGUAAUUAUAAGUUGGAGAGCUGGCGAUUAUAACUUCAGAUCUGUAUUUUGGAUACAAGUAGCCGAAAUCCUUUGUUAUAACGAUGAAAAAAAAAAAACUAACAUUAACCCUCAUAGUACAUAGGAGGUGAGGGUGGUGGGUUUGUAACUUUUUUGAUAGAGUCUGUAUUUGGUCUUUGCUUUAUUUCUAAUGAUGAUGAUGAUGAUGUGUGCUGUGAUAUAGGGUUUGAUAGCUUAUAUGUAUAUAGUUCAACUGUGGGGGGGAAAGCUUUUGUUGGUCAAAUUUUAUGUUAAUUUGUUUACAAGCAUUUCGAACUGUUUCCGCAUGGCUGUGAAAAUGUAUCUGUUGAAUUUGAAAAAAAAAGACAUUUUUACACUGAAUUAAAAAGGAUACUAAACAUUUA